GGCAAGAGGAAGAAAAAAAAACUGCAGUGUGUGAGUGUGAGUAGUUUGUAUCCUUCCCCUGAGCAGAUCUUUAUCAAUUAGGGUACUCCGAUCUCGGGGUACACUCUGUGUGUAUGCGUGUGUGUAGUUAACGGCAGGGCGUAGCAAAGGUGUGUCUAUUAGGCUGUGUUAAAGACUCGUUCUGUCAAAGUGGACAAAAGAGAAAGUAGGCGGACAUUCAUUGUUUUUCUCUCUAUCUCAAAGUGUCUUGCUGUCUGCGGAGAAGAGCUCCGUGUCCGGCGGAAAGCAAGCAACAUUAGAAGGAUAUCAGACUGGCAGCUUUUUCCACUGUGACCUCCAGCUACUCCUUCAAGAUUCAACAUUUGGCUGGACUGUGUGCAGCCUAAAUGACUAAGUGGAACUUGUUCAAGCACCAGACAACGCCCAUGGUCGCUGCCAAGCCAACAGGGGCCAGUGCCUUGACUGUGACUCCUGCCCCUGUCGCACUCGUCUCUGCAGACAACUCCACCGAGCCAGUCAGCAAGAACGAUGCCUUUGACGAGAUCAAAAACAAGUUUCUGAAUGAAAUCGAUAAGAUCCCACUGCCAUCCUGGGCCAUCAUUGCCAUUGCUGUGGUCGCCGCUUUACUUAUUCUAACGUGCUGCUUCUGCAUCGUCAAAAAAUGUUGUUGCAAGAAGAAGAAGAACAAGAAGGGCAAGAAGGGGAAGGGUGACAUGGGGAUGAAGAACCUCAAAGGCGGAGAGGACGAUGACGACGAGGAAGACGAUGUUGAACCUGGACUGACUGGAGAUGAGAAAGAAGAGGAGGUGAAGGAGAAGGAGAAGCUUGGGAAGCUGCAGUACUCCAUUGAUUAUGACUUCCAGGAGAACAAGCUGACUGUGGGAAUCUUGCAAGCUGCCGAUCUCCUCUCCAUGGACAGCGGUGGAACCUCUGACCCCUAUGUCAAAGUCUUUGUCCUACCUGACAAGAAAAAGAAGUUUGACACAAAGGUUCACAAGAAAACCCUCAACCCAGUCUUCAAUGAGACUUUUAUCUUUAAGAUUCCAUUCCAAGAGAUGGGAGGAAAAACUCUGGUCAUGUCUGUCUAUGACUUUGAUCGCUUCUCAAAACAUGACGUCAUUGGCGAGAUUAAAAUACCCAUGAACACCCUUGACUUGGCAAAGCCAAUCGAGGAGUGGCGAGAUUUAGACAGCGCGGACCAAGAAGAGCCAGAGAAGCUGGGUGACAUUUGCAUCUCUCUUCGUUAUGUACCCACUGCUGGUAAGCUCACAAUCUGCAUUCUGGAGGCCAAGAACCUGAAGAAAAUGGACGUGGGGGGUCUUUCAGAUCCCUAUGUGAAGAUUAACCUGCUACAGAAUGGGAAGAGGCUGAAGAAGAAGAAGACGACAGUUAAGAAGAAUACAUUGAAUCCUUAUUACAACGAGUCGUUCAGCUUUGAGAUUCCUCUCGAACAAAUGCAGAAAAUUCAAGCUGUGAUCACAGUGCUGGAUUAUGACAAGAUUGGUAAGAACGAUGCCAUCGGGAAGAUCUGGGUGGGUAGCAAGUCUACUGGGGCCGGGCUGAAACACUGGUCCGACAUGUUGGCCAACCCCCGACGCCCCAUUGCCCAGUGGCAUCCACUGCAGCCAGAGGAGGAGGUGGAUGGCGCUCUGGCUGCCCUGGCUGCCAAGAAGUAAACUCCCAGCCUGCUCCCCACGGUGCCCUGGAAUAACCCACAUGUUUCCGAUCAGGUCCACAUGAUCCCACGUGUCAAUGUAUAUUAUGGUCCCCCCCCCCCACCCCAAUUCCC
Messenger RNA from Hippocampus comes (tiger tail seahorse), 1789 nucleotides. Its product is annotated as synaptotagmin-2-like. The record is from RefSeq and is a predicted model, not a curated record. Gene Ontology annotation, biological process: synaptic vesicle endocytosis; calcium ion-regulated exocytosis of neurotransmitter. Gene Ontology annotation, molecular function: clathrin binding; SNARE binding; calcium-dependent phospholipid binding. Lineage: Eukaryota; Metazoa; Chordata; Actinopteri; Syngnathiformes; Syngnathidae. The coding region runs from base 387 to 1676 and encodes 429 amino acids. Gene Ontology annotation, cellular component: synaptic vesicle membrane; axon; plasma membrane. The transcript is spliced from 10 exons.